CCAUCUCUUCUCUCACAUACCUGCACUGCUUACAGACUUGGAAGAGCUCAGCUCUCUGGUGGAGAAGAUGGCCUCCUCGACCGCCCUCUCCCUCCUCCUCUUCCCUCUGCUCUUCGCCCUCUCCCAUGCGGCCACCUUCGAGAUCGCCAACCAAUGCUCCGACACCGUCUGGGCAGCCGCCGUCCCCGGCGGCGGCCGCCAGCUCGACUCCGGCCAGAGCUGGACCAACGAAGUGAGCCCUGGCACUGCAGGCUGCCGCGUCUGGGCCCGCACCGGCUGCUCCUUCGACGGCAGCGGCCAUGGCAGCUGCGAGACCGGCGACUGCGGCGGCCUGCUCGAGUGCCAAGCCUACGGCUCCCCGCCCAACACGCUCGCCGAGUUCUCGCUCAACCAGGACAACAACAACGACUUCAUCGACAUCUCCCUCGUCGACGGCUUCAACGUGCCCAUGGACUUCAGCCCCACCACCGGGGGCUGCCAUGGGAUCCGGUGCGCCGCCGACAUCAACGGGCAGUGCCCCAGCGAGCUGAAAGCGCCGGGCGGCUGCAACAACCCCUGCACCGUGUUCAAGACCGAAGAGUACUGCUGCAACUCCGGCAGCUGCGGCCCGACCAACUACUCCAUGUUCUUCAAGAAUCUGUGCCCGGAUGCUUACAGCUACCCUCAGGAUGGCCCCACCAGCCUCUUCACCUGCCCCGGCGGGACGAACUACAGGGUGGUCUUCUGCCCCACGUCGUAGGAGAAGGGUUCGUCCUCCA
Molecule: messenger RNA, 758 nt
Organism: Musa acuminata subsp. malaccensis (wild Malaysian banana)
Lineage: Eukaryota; Viridiplantae; Streptophyta; Magnoliopsida; Zingiberales; Musaceae
Product: protein P21-like
Biological process (GO): defense response
Cellular component (GO): extracellular region
Source: RefSeq, a predicted model, not a curated record